Messenger RNA from Phodopus roborovskii (desert hamster), 1321 nucleotides. It is a transcript of the gene Pnma2, whose product is annotated as PNMA family member 2. Lineage: Eukaryota; Metazoa; Chordata; Mammalia; Rodentia; Cricetidae. The record is from RefSeq and is a predicted model, not a curated record. The transcript has a single exon. Bases 107 to 1201 code for a protein of 364 amino acids.
CCGGUUCUUGAUACUGAGUAAAAGGACAAAGCGUUGGUCCACAAGGCUCUGAGCUACUUGGGGAGUGAGCCACGUAGGGACUACGUGCAAAGCAUAUCCUGGGACGAUGGCAGUGGCACUUUUGGAGGAGUGGUGCAAGAUCAUGAGUGUGAAUGACCAGAAGUCGUUGAUGGUGACUGGCAUACCAGCGGACUGUGGUGAGCCUGAGAUCCAGGCGGUCCUUCAGGAGGCGCUGAAGUGUGUGGGCAACUACCGCCUGCUAGGCAAGAUAUUCCAGAAGCAAGACAACACGAAUGCUGUCUUACUAGAACUCAUGGAGGACACAGAUAUGUCUGUGGUCCCCAGUGAAGUGCAGGGAAAAGGGGGUGUCUGGAAAGUGAUCUUUAAGACCCCUAACCAAGACACUGAAUUUCUUCAGAGACUGAACCUCUUUCUAGAAAAAGAAGGGCAGACGGUUGCAGGGAUGUUCCGAGCCCUGAAGCAGGAGGGAGUAUCUCCAGGUACCACAACCUGCACAUCCCCCGAGUUACUGGCCCACUUGGUGGGGCAGGCAAUGAUUCAUGCCCCAAAGCCUCUGCUGCCUGUGAGGUAUUGUAAGUUGCGAGUGUUCUCUGGGAGCACAGUGCCUGUCCCAGAGGAGGAAUCCUUUGAGAUCUGGUUGGAACAGGCCACUGAGAUAGCCAAAGAGUGGCCCAUCCCUGAGGCAGAAAAGAAAAAGUGGAUGACGGAGAGCCUCCGCGGCCCCGCCCUGGACCUCAUGCACAUCGUACAGGCAGACAACCCAUCCAUCAGCGUGGAAGAGUGUCUGGAAGCCUUUAAGCAGGUGUUUGGGAGCCUGGAGAGCCGUAGGAGCUCACAGGUAAGAUACCUAAAGACCUAUCAGCAAGAAGGGGAGAAAAUCUCAGCCUACGUGCUCCGGCUGGAAACUCUGCUCCGAAGAGCUGUGGAAAAACGGGCUAUUCCCCGGAACAUUGCUGACCAGGUGCGCCUGGAGCAGGUCAUGGCCGGGGCCAACCUUAGCAAUGUUCUAUGGUGCCGGCUACGGGAGCUGAAGGAUCAGGGUCCACUACCCACCUUUUUGGAGCUGAUGAAGGUGAUACGGGAGGAAGAAGAAGAAGAGGCCUACUUUGAACAUGAGAGCAGGGAGGAGCCAGGGGAACGAGAGGGCUAUGGUCGCUGGGACAAUUCGAGGAACAACUGAGAGACACCCACACUCCUGUCACCCCCUUGUGAGCAUAGGGACAGUGCUUGAUGAGGCUAGUCCUAUUACAGUGAAUUUUUUUUUUCUAAUAUACAAGAUUGAAGUCAAGCAUUAGAACCA